CACGCGGCCUAAGAAGGAAAAAGGAAGGAAAAAAGAAGACUCUUAUCAGUGAGUAGGUACUUUCAGGUAACUACCGUACCUACGAUACCGGUAUUUGCUUUUUUAACACUUGCAAGAUGCCCGGAUGGCGAGACACCCAACGCAACAACACAACGCAACAGACAGAACAAAAUAAUGCCCUCGCCCGUACGAGUACAAUACAACAGGCAGGAAGCGGCGUCCCCUCCGCACUGCACUCUAUGUACGAGCACAUACAACAGCUGCAACAACCCCGCGGCGGGAGGCACGCAGGAUCACUCGCGUCUUGGCGAUAACGACCCCCAUGCCCGCGAAUGGGGAGGCGGGGCUGGCCGAUUGUACGAUAGGUACUCUAUCUACCCAACUCCGGCGCAACACGUUCCGGGCCGUGAGCAGAAAACAUGCCCUCGUUCGUUCGACCUGCCCCGCCAUGAGCAAUUGCGACUCGCGAGCAAAACUGCGCACUUCGGGGGUCAGCCUUCAGGUCUGCAAUAUGGAUUGAUGGAUUGUGUGUGCGAAUCGCUUCGAAUCGCACCGCAUUGGUUGGUCGGACAACACUGUCGUGGUCAUACCCACCGUACCGGUAUGUACCUAUUGGUUUCUUUCUUCCCGCAACGAAUCAGAAUCAUAUUCGGUCGGCGGCGGCGGAGUCUGUGGCUCUUGCUUCCAAUUGCUUACUUGCCCGCUCGUUCGUUCGGUUGCUGUUGUCCCCAGGCAUGUACCGCCGAUACCGCUGUAGAUAUGUGCCAAUCAGCGGCGGGUAGCCACUCGACACGCUAACUACCAGAUGCCAUUUAUUUCUUCUGAAUGCGUCGUUAGUUAACAAGUACAUGUUAGUUCGGGUUCGAUUGCGGGGGAAUAAUAUCGUCUCCAUGUACUCUGCAUACAUACGAGUACAUAUCUACAGUGUGCGGUGCGGUGCGAUAAGCUC
Tricharina praecox is the source of this 949-nucleotide messenger RNA. RefSeq lists its product as uncharacterized. Lineage: Eukaryota; Fungi; Ascomycota; Pezizomycetes; Pezizales; Pyronemataceae. The record is from RefSeq and is a predicted model, not a curated record. The coding region runs from base 175 to 798 and encodes 207 amino acids. The transcript has a single exon.